This is a messenger RNA of Akanthomyces muscarius, 531 nucleotides long. RefSeq lists its product as uncharacterized. The record is from RefSeq and is a predicted model, not a curated record. NCBI's taxonomy places the organism in Eukaryota, Fungi, Ascomycota, Sordariomycetes, Hypocreales, Cordycipitaceae. The coding region runs from base 1 to 531 and encodes 176 amino acids. Gene Ontology annotation, cellular component: TIM22 mitochondrial import inner membrane insertion complex. Gene Ontology annotation, molecular function: transmembrane protein transporter activity. The transcript is spliced from 3 exons. Gene Ontology annotation, biological process: protein insertion into mitochondrial inner membrane.
AUGAGCCUUCCUCUUGGUGGCGGCGCCAUGGGCGCGCCGCCAGUGCCGAUGGGCGGCAGCGCCGAGGACCAGGGCGUCAAAGCUAUGAAAGCAGCCAUGGAGUCGUGCGUCGGCAAAUCCGUCAUGUCCGGCGUCAUGGGCUUCGGCAUGGGUGGUCUCUUCGGCAUGUUCAUGGCUUCUAUGUCCUACGACACCGUCGGCACAUCCCUCGCGGGCAACCAGGCCCACCAGGCCAUUGCCAACAUGCCGCUCCGGCAGCAGCUCAAGGUCGGCUUCAAGGACAUGGGCACGCGGUCCUUUUCCAUGGCCAAGAACUUUGGCAAGGUCGGCGCGCUCUUCUCCGGCAUCGAGUGCGGCAUCGAGGGCAUGCGCGCCAAGAACGACCUCGCCAACGGCGUGGCGGCCGGCUGCGUGACGGGCGCCAUCCUGGCCAAGAAUGCCGGACCGACGGCCAUGGCGGGCGGGUGCGCGGCGUUUGCGGCCUUUUCGGCGGCCAUUGAUGCGUAUAUGCGACAGCCGAGCGAUGAAUAA